Physcomitrium patens is the source of this 1979-nucleotide messenger RNA. Its product is annotated as putative xyloglucan endotransglucosylase/hydrolase protein 5. Gene Ontology annotation, cellular component: cell wall; apoplast. Gene Ontology annotation, molecular function: hydrolase activity, hydrolyzing O-glycosyl compounds; xyloglucan:xyloglucosyl transferase activity. Gene Ontology annotation, biological process: xyloglucan metabolic process; cell wall biogenesis. The record is from RefSeq and is a predicted model, not a curated record. Lineage: Eukaryota; Viridiplantae; Streptophyta; Bryopsida; Funariales; Funariaceae.
GAUUCGGUUGUUGCUUUUUCACGGUUUAUGGGUAGUUCAUGAGGUUCUUGAGCUGCUGGACACUUAACCUGGUAAAUCGAUCGAGCUCACUGCUAAUGGCACUCAUUUCGACUUACCACCAUGCAUUGCACGGAGAAGUGUAUAUAUAUUUUGGAGCAUAUCCGUUCUUCUCAUUCUUGCCACAAACGUGGAGGUCAUCCUGGUCUCUGUGAAGCCGACUCUCAUCAGCAUGCAUCGUUUUCCAGCUUGUGUUGCCUUCCAGAUGUGUAGAGAUUUUGGUCUUGACCGAAUUACUGUUGUGUCACAUUGAGCUGCAUUGACACGCUGCGAAACAAAAAUUGAGAUACAUCAGUUGUUGAUAGCAUCCGAUCGACAUACAUCACUUAGGCUUUUGAAGUGCAGGACAAUUUACUCCUUGUACAAGAUUUCGGUCAAUCGGCCAACAGUGGUCUGGAAGCACAUCGUUAUUUGUUCAGUCAUUUACACAAGGUCACUGAUGCUGUCACCUUCGAACGGGCAAAUGUGACUCUCUCCAGCCUUUGAAGAGCUUGAUAGGUCGAAUUCCAGCACUCGGUACAUUACAUGUUGAGAAACCAAUAGUGUUUGGCAAUGAUUCAAGGUAUUCAAGCCAUGGCGGUAACUGAUGACAAGAUUAGGACUUCCGCAAGAUGGAUUACAUUUUUCUUUGCAGCGUGGUCGGUAUUCACUGCUCUAAACGUGAUGCCAGUGCUUAGCCAAGGCACUGGGUCUCUGACUGGGCCCGUUCAUUUUCUUGAAAAUUAUGAAAGUCGAUCAGAUGCUCAACAUUUUCGUUUGCUCAACAGUGGUCAACAAGUGCAGCUAGUGCUUGAUGAAUAUUCAGCUUCUGGAUUUGGAUCGAAGUACCAGUACCUGUUUGGCAAAAUUGGGAUGAGCAUGAAGCUGGUUCCCGGAAACUCUGCUGGCACUGUGACAGCGUAUUAUAUGUCGUCACAGACACCAGGAUUACAUGACGAGAUGGACUUUGAGUUCCUUGGAAAUGUGUCGGGGCAGCCCUACAUCCUGCAAACCAAUGUCUAUGCGAAUGGCGAAGGAAAGCGUGAGCAGCGAAUAUACCUUUGGUUUGACCCAACGGCAGAGUUCCAUUCCUACUCCGUUUUGUGGAAUAAACAACAGAUCAUAUUUUAUGUGGACAACACGCCUAUCCGUGUUUACAAGAAUAAUAAGGACAUUGGUGUUCCAUAUCCCGACUCAAAGGCCGUGGGGAUCUACAGCACUAUUUGGAACGGAGAAAACUGGGCCACAAAUGACGGGUGGACGAAGCUCAACUGGACAUACAGUCCUUUCGUUGCUACUUACGAGUCAUUUGGUGUCGAUGCUUGCCGAGUGGAAAACGGUAACACUGCCAGUUGCAUUGCGCAGUCAAACAGUUGGUGGAUGCAAUCAGAGUACCAAACUCUGGGGGCUCAUCAAGUCGAUGAGCUCGCAUGGGUGAGGAAGAACUACCUUCUUUAUGACUACUGCGCAGACAAGAAGCGUUUUCCUGUUGCGCCAGCCGAAUGUGCCCGAAACCCAUUAUAAAUUCAUUUUAUUGACUGAUGAUUUUUCUGGAGGUUGUGCUUUCCAUCUUCCAGCUCUUACAAUUCCCUUCUGCCGAAAUGUGGAAAAUCUGUAAGCAGGCGUGACUGUAAUUGGCGUAUGCAUCCCGGAUAUGGGCCAGGUAAUAGAGCUCAUAGACAAAGGAACAGCGAUCUGGGACUAAUCUGUUAGGGCAUGCGGAGUGUGCAUAAAUAUCAGUAGUUGGUUUUCGUCUCUUGUCUGAGUGAUCUACAGAAAAUAUGCGAAGGAAUCAUCAGCACUAAGUGAAGAACGCCUCUUACUAGGAUUUUUGGUGGUACAGCUGGCGUGCAUUAUCAUGAAGCCGCCAGUCAUUUUUUGAAAAUUAGUGUCACAAAGUCUAUUUCAGUAAAGUUUAUUCUUUGUGCAUGUUUUUUCUCCAA